AUGUCCGACGGCGGAGACCAACCACAAACACAGAGACCAUGGGCCAGUCCUCGUCAGCAACCAAUAAAAGGUAUCGUUCAACCUCGAGUGUUGCCCCCAUUCGGAAAGCCAACGCGACACACGAACAAACUUGACUAUAUCAUGACCACAGUUCUGAAAGAAGCAGCGAAACACAAGCACGUUUGGCCAUUUCAGAAGCCCGUUGAUGCAGUUACUCUAUGUAUUCCUCUCUAUCAUGAAAGAGUUCUCCGUCCGAUGGAUUUGAAAACAAUUGAAAGCAGAUUAAAGAGUACAUACUACACUUGUGCGCAGGAGUGUAUUGAUGAUAUCGAAACGGUUUUCAACAAUUGUUAUACAUUCAAUGGCAAAGAGGACGAUGUGACAAUUAUGGCUCAAAAUGUACACGAGGUUAUCAAAAAGUCACUGGAGCAAGCACCACGGGAGGAGCAUGAUAUGGAUGUUUAUUGGGGGAAAAACAAGAAAAAGACUGGAAAGGAUGGAGUUAAAGCCGGUGCUGCUUCUGUCAAAAGAGAAGCACGAGGACCAUCGGAGCAACCAUCGGAGGCUGGAAGUGAAAUUUCUUCGGUGCUGGCGGGGAAGCCCGAACGAAAAGUUGCUGGUAAAAAGACUGGAAAGCGGAAAGCCGAGUCUGAUGAGGAAGAGAAACAAGAAUCUCAUCGAGCCAAGAGGGAUGUCCCAGUUGUGAAAAAAGAAGUACAUCAGCCACUCCAUCCCUCAUUGAAGCCGUGUAGCAAGCUUUUGUCUGAGUUUUUCUCGAAAAAGUAUAAUGAAUUCACGUGGCCUUUCCAUGAUCCAGUGAAUGCAGCAGAAUUAGGUCUUCAUGAUUAUCACAAAAUCAUCAAGGAACCAAUGGACAUGAAAACAAUCAAAAGAAAACUGGAAUGUGGCGAAUACAAAGAACCCGCCGAUUUCGAGCGCGAUAUUCGACUAAUGCUCAAUAAUUGCUUCAUCUACAAUCCUAUUGGAGAUCCAGUUCACAACUUCGGAAAGAAAUUUGAAGAAGUUUUUGAUAAGAGAUGGGCAGAAAUGGGAGAUGCAAACUCUCGUGCGUCAUCAGUCGCGCCUCAAUCUGCUCCUGCUCCUCUACCACCAUCUACUCCAAAAAUCCCAAAAACGGCAACGAAAGGGUCAAAAAAGGAGAAAGAGAUUAAAACUGAACCAGCAACUACUUUUUUUGAGUCAGGCGGCGCGAAAUCGGAGGAUAUAAUGCAAAUUAAUAAUGCGUUGAGUAUGUUACGAGAACGACAAGCUCGGUUACGCGCCGAAUUGGCAGCCACAGUAUCAAUGGAAGAGAAAGUGACAUCUAUAAAAAGUAGGAGAGAAGGUCAUCCAAAUGAGCCAUUUCCGGAUAAACUCAUCACUGAAGUUCGAAUCAUGUGCACAACACCAAUAUCUCCUGGAGCUUCUACAUCGACAGCAAGUGGAAGUGCAAAUAACACUACGAAUAAGAAUGGCCGUGUCAAGAAGCCAAAUCCUACCGGUCGACAACAUGGGUACGACUUUGAUUCUGAUGACGAAGAAAACAAACCAGCGUUGACAUAUGAUGAAAAACGAAAUUUGAGUCAUAUGGUCAAUCGACUACCGGCCCCACAAUUGAGCACUAUUAUUUCUAUUAUUCAGAGGAGAGAAUGCAGUGCGCUUACACAACAAAGCAUAGAUGACAGUGAAAUUGAACUGGAUUUCGAGUCACUUGGAGAUAUGUGUUUGCGUGAAAUGGCAGCAUUCAUGAAGACAAUUGAAAUGAAGCCAGCUAAAGAUGAAGACGAAAAUCCGAAACCAUUCAGGCCCGCAGCUCCUACUAUAUCAGAAAAAGCUCCAUCAGCAGCUCCUUCAACUAGUAGUAAGCCUGAGAAGAAGAAGAAAUCAGAAAAAUCAUCAGAGAAGAACUUCAACAUGUCGGAAUCAUCGGAUGACGAAACAUCGACCGGUCGGAAGCGGCGGAAGAAGGACAGCAGUGAAUCAGAGAGUUCAUCUUCCAGUGAUGACGAUUCAGAUGAUGAAGGGCCAAGUAUUCCUCGAAAAUCGGGACAACCUCCAUCGUCUGAAUGGAAACAAUCAGCGCCACCACCACGAAUGGGUGGAAUGGGAGGACAACCGCCGAUGGCCCGUGUACCUCCACCUCCUCCAAAUACGGGAAAGAAUGGACAAGGAGGCAGUUCGAGUUCUUAUCAAGCAACAACGAAAACACCAGCCGCGCCUUCUUCGAUUCCUGCACAGAAGCCUAAAACUGCAACUUCAAUUGGAGUAACACCGAAAAAUAGUGAUAAAGGAAUGAGAAAAGAGAAAGGAGUCAGUAUUUUGGAUUCACUACUUCCAGAUACUUUUGGAUCAUCACAGCCCGGACCAAGUGCAUCGGUUAAUGUGACCUCAUCUACAGAUAAUGGACUAAACGGUGGAGGACAUGCUGAGAAUGGCGAAAACGAAGCAGCUAGGAUUCAUCGAUUGCGGAUGGAGGCGAAACGGGCACGUCAACGAGAAGACGAAAACAGUCUGUCGAUGACGAAUCAGAUGGAAAUGAUGUCAGCAUUUGAAUAUGAUAAUACUUAUUGA
This is a messenger RNA of Caenorhabditis remanei, 2571 nucleotides long. RefSeq lists its product as uncharacterized. Lineage: Eukaryota; Metazoa; Nematoda; Chromadorea; Rhabditida; Rhabditidae. Gene Ontology annotation, cellular component: chromatin; nucleus. The record is from RefSeq and is a predicted model, not a curated record. The coding region runs from base 1 to 2571 and encodes 856 amino acids. Gene Ontology annotation, biological process: regulation of DNA-templated transcription; chromatin remodeling. The transcript is spliced from 13 exons.